Spodoptera exigua (beet armyworm) is the source of this 4836-nucleotide messenger RNA. The record is from the annotation of a GenBank genome assembly. Lineage: Eukaryota; Metazoa; Arthropoda; Insecta; Lepidoptera; Noctuidae.
AUGUUCUGUGUAUUAGGAAGCGAAAUAAUUUAUAAUAUAAAACAAUGUAUUGAUAUUAUUGUAUUGUUUCAGACGACGGGCAUGACACCGCUAAUGUACGCAGUGAAGGACAACCGAACAUCGUUCGUAGAGCGGCUCAUUGAACUUGGAUCCGAUGUCGGCGCACGAAAUAAUGACAACUACAAUGUUCUACAUAUAUCAGCCAUGUACUCGAGGGAGGACAUUGUCAAGCUGCUGCUGUCCAAGAGGGGAGUCGAUCCUUUUGCCACCGGAGGCUUGCAGGCCGCAGUGCAGGGCGUGUUGUGUGUGCCGGGUGCUGGGCGCGACAUGAACGAGGGCCGGGACGCCGCCAGUGCCAGCCGCUGCGGCCGCCGCAGCCCGCCGCUCAACCUGCAGGCGAAGGACCUGCAGAGGCUCGAAAUCAGUUUCAUCGAGCUGAACAAGGAGCGCGCCAAGCAGAAAGAAUGGAAAAAGCUAAUUCGCGACAUGGUGUUCCAGAGGGGGAAGAUCCCGCUGCUGCUGGCAGUCGAGGCAGGCAACCAGAGCAUGGUGCGCGAGCUACUCAGCGCGCAGACGGCCGAGCAACUUAAGGCCUGCACCCCUACGGGGGACACAGCUCUUCACCUGGCGGCCAGGAGACGAGAUGUGGACAUGGCAAGGAUUCUCGUCGACUACGGAGCAGCCGUGGAUGCAGUCAAUGGAGCUGGUCAGACUGCACUACACAUCGCCGCUGCUGAAGGAGACGAACCUCUCGUCAAGUACUUCUAUGGAGUCAGAGCGAACGCUGCCAUUGCAGAUAAUGAAGACCGGACGCCGAUGCACUUGGCAGCUGAGAAUGGCCACGCAGCAAUCAUCGAGCUCCUAGCUGAUAAGUUCAAAGCAUCAAUCUUCGAGAGAACGAAAGAUGGUAGCACUCUGAUGCACAUUGCCUCGCUCAAUGGCCACGCUGACUGCGCCAUGAUGCUCUUCAAGAAAGGAGUCUACCUGCAUAUGCCUAAUAAGGACGGUGCCCGCAGUAUCCAUACGGCGGCGAGGUACGGCCACGUUGGAAUCAUAAAUACGCUGCUGCAGAAGGGAGAAAGCGUCGAUGUUACAACAAAUGAUAACUACACAGCGUUGCACAUAGCUGUCGAGUCUUGCAAGCCAGCAGUCGUGGAGACAUUGCUAGGGUAUGGAGCUGAUGUCCACGUCAGAGGCGGGAAGCAGAGAGAGACGGCACUACACAUAGCUGCUAGGAUACCAGAUGGUGACAAAUGUGCGUUGAUGCUAUUGAAAUCUGGUGCUGGUCCUAACAAGGCGACAGAAGAUGGCCAGACUCCAGUACACGUGGCUGCAAAAUAUGGUAACCUCGCUACACUUUUAUUACUGCUCGAGGAUGGCGGAGAUCCGCUGAGGAAAACCAAGACUGGUGAGACACCUUUACACAUGGCGUGUCGAAGUUGUAAACCAGAUGUCGUGCGACACUUAAUAGAAUUCGUAAAGGAUCAUAAAGGUGAAAAUGUCGCCACAUCGUACAUUGACUCCGUCGACGAAGAUGGAGCGAGUGCACUACACUUCGCCUGCAAAAUUACCAAAGAAGAAGUCAAAAUACCAACAGCUGACAGACAAGUUGUUAAAUGCCUCAUAGAGAAUGGUGCCGAUGUAACAUUAAUAACAAAACACAAUUAUGAAACUGCCUUCCACUUUUGUGCCAUAGCGGGAAACAACGAUGUGAUGACUGAGAUGAUAGCGCACAUAUCUCCUGCAGACGUCAGCAGAGCACUGAAUAAACAAAACUCAAUAGGCUGGACACCAUUGCUGAUAGCUUGUCACAGAGGACACAUGGAACUUGUUAGUACGCUGCUAACAAACCACGCCAGAGUAGACGUGUUUGAUACUGAGGGUAGAUCUGCUCUACAUCUAGCCGCUGAGCAUGGUUUCUUACAAGUCUGCGAUGCUCUCCUAACGAACAAAGCAUUUAUUAAUUCCAAAGCGAGAAAUGGCAGAACAGCUCUUCACUUAGCUGCUAUGAACGGCUAUGCACAUCUUGUCAAAUUCUUAAUACGAGAUCACAAUGCCAUGAUUGACGUUCUAACAUUAAAAAAACAGACUCCGUUACAUUUAGCAUCAGCGAGUGGCCAAAUUGAAGUGUGUAAACUUUUAUUAGAACUCGGAGCUAAUAUCGAUGCAACAGACGAAUUAGGACAAAAGCCUAUUCAUGCAGCAGCACAAAACAAUUACAACGAAGUAGUUCAACUUUUUUUACAACAACAUCCGAAUUUAGUGAUGGCUACAACGAAGGAUGGAAACACGUGCGCUCAUAUUGCAGCUAUUCAAGGCUCAGUGAAAGUGAUUGAGGAACUGAUGAAGUUUGAUAGGACCGGUGUUAUAUCGGCUAGGAACAAAUUGAAUGACUCGACACCACUACAGUUAGCUGCUGAAGGUGGUCAUGCAGAUGUAGUUAGGGUAUUAGUCAGAGCAGGAGCUUCCUGUACAGAUGAGAACAGAACUGGUCUUACUGCGGUACAUUUGGCUGCGCAGUAUGGCCACACCAAUGUAUUAGAUGUAAUGCGAUCGACAAAUACGUUAAGGAUAUCAAGCAAAAAGUUAGGAUUGACACCAUUACAUAUAGCUGCUUACUAUGGACAAGCUGAAACUGUUCGAGAACUUCUAUCUCACGUUCCUGGCACAGUGAAGUCAGAAGCUCCUACUGGUGUAUCGCUAGUUCCGGAGCUCGGGGCUGAGUCUGGUCUAACACCGCUACACUUAGCUGCUUACAAUGGUAACGAAAACGUUGUGCGACUACUCCUUAACUCUGCUGGAGUACAAGUUGACGCCGCGAGUAAUGAAAACGGCUUCAAUCCACUACAUCUCGCAUGUUUCGGAGGUCACAUGUCUAUUGUCGGGCUCCUACUCAGUAGAUCAGCUGAACUACUUCAAAGUACAGACAGACACGGCAAAACUGGGCUACACAUAGCUUCGACACACGGGCAUUACCAAAUGGUAGAAGUUCUGCUCGGUCAAGGAGCUGAAAUCAAUGCGACUGACAAAAAUGGAUGGACGCCAUUACAUUGUGCUGCUAAAGCUGGACAUCUCAACGUUGUGAAGCUUUUGUGUGAAUCAGGAGCGUCGCCUAAGAGCGAAACUAAUCUUAACUGCGCUCCAAUUUGGUUCGCUGCCUCAGAGAACCACAAUGAUGUCCUCGAGUACUUACUGCACAAAGAACACGACACUCAGUCCCUAAUGGAUGACAAGAGAUUCGUGUACAAUCUCAUGGUGUGCUCUAAGAACCACAACAACAUACCAAUCGAAGAGUUUGUGUUAGUCUCGCCGGCGCCAGUCGACACUGCAGCUAAACUGUCUAAUAUUUACAUUAUUCUAUCCACUAAGGAAAAGGAGCGUGCCAAAGACCUUAUAGCGGCAGGAAAACAGUGCGAAGCGAUGGCCACCGAGCUACUGGCACUCGCGGCCGGGGCGGAGUCCGCCGGACAUAUACUCACCGCCACCGACAAUAGGAAUAUAGAAUUCCUCGAUGUUUUAAUAGAAAAUGAACAGAAGGAGGUUAUAGCCCACACAGUUGUCCAGAGAUAUCUUCAGAUAUUAGAUUUCUUAUCUUUCCACCACCUGUUCGGUCCGUGGGCUAUUAUUAUCGGAGAUCUGAUGAAGGAUCUCGGAAGGUUCCUCGCUGUAUUAGCGAUAUUUGUGUUCGGCUUCUCGAUGCACAUAGUGGCAUUGAACCAGCCGUUCAGGAACAUUAUAAAGGCUGAAGACAAUAAGUAUGCGAGACAAGCAAGGAAGAAGCUGUUCUCCGACGAUCAUGACUGUGUGUUCAUUCAGAUGUUUAAUGAUGUACUUGUUACUGAAAUAGAAACCCUUCGAUUGAAACGGCAAGCGUUUGAUACGCAAUGGCAAAGUUCACUCUCUGAAGAGACGUACAGAAGGAAACAAGGGUCGACGGGACCGACGUUGUCACCGAUCGAGGCGGUGGAGAGACUGUUCCUCACAAUUUUCGGUCAGAUAACGCUAUCGGACCUAAACUACGUGUCCAGCGUGCGGCCGCUGUGGACGCAGAACAUAUUCAAGUUCGUGUUCGGGGCGUACUUACUGCUGUCGGUCGUGGUGCUUGUAACGCUCCUCAUUGCGAUGAUGUCGGACACUUACCAACGCAUCCAGCUGCUGUUCUUCGCGGUAUUCGGCCAGACGACGACGGACCAGACCCGGGUGCAUCGUAAUGAUAGUACCAUCCAGCCAGCCUGGACUAAUUACCUGUUUAAAAUUGUGUUCGGAAUCUACAUGUUGGUGUCAGUCGUGGUACUGAUCAAUCUGCUCAUUGCUAUGAUGUCAGACACGUACCAAAGGAUCCAGGCCCAAUCAGAUAUUGAGUGGAAGUAUGGUCUGUCCAAGUUGAUACGCAACAUGCAUCGGACGAACACAGCGCCAUCUCCUCUCAACCUGGUGACCACGUGGUUGAUGUGGCUCAUACAUCGCUGCAAGGCCCGAAUAAGCAAAAAGAAGCGACCAAGCUUGGUGCAUAUGAUCGGUUUGCAGAGACAGGAUCAGAUGAGCGCGCGGUCGAAGGCAGGCGCCAAAUGGCUGUCCAAGGUCAAGAGGGGACAGGUUGUGCCGAAGGACUCAACGCGCCUCUCUGUGGUCCACCUCAGUCCUUUGGGCUCCCAGCUAAGCAUCAGCAACACCACGAAGAUCGAGAGCGUGGUUGACUGGGAGAUCAUUGCGAAGAAAUACCGCGCUCUCAUGAGGGACGAGCCGGAGGAACCAGCCAUCAAGGAAAAUGAGGAGGAUUCCGCAGAUAAUGUUUCCGAGAUCAUCCCUAACAACAUAUCAGGCGCCCCGCCUUGA